GCCUUUAUCUUUUUAAUGUUUACAUUAUCAUCAGUACUUUAAUCUUUAUAUAGAUGUGGUUUUACCCCCUUAUGUGUACAUUUAGUCAAAAUUGUUGUCAUUUUAUUUUGUAGGAAACAUCACAAGCUUUCUAUAGGGUUUGCGAUAUUUCCGUGUAAUUUACUCCCUGGUCCUGUGUGGGUGACGAGUAAAGAGGGAGUUGUCACAUUGUAGUUUGGUUCAAUAUACCGGGCUUGGAAUAGAGGGCGGUGCUUAAACCAUUACGCCGUAAUUUUCCUGAAAUUCUUCACAUUUAUUACACAUAAAAAACAUAGACCUUACUUGAGAUCAUUAUAACAUUAUAUUUUUGUGUGAGUACAGAGAUUGAUACUUUUCGAGACAAACACCGCCCAGCUGAGUUUUGGUUGUAAAAAUACAAUAACCCACACUGUAUUAAAGUCAUAACGGUCUCAUAAUUAGAUUAAAUAAAUAAUCAAAUUAUGUCUUAUGCACCUCAAGAAUUAAACAUUAAUUGUUAUGGAUAGUAUUAUUUAUUUUUAUACUUCUAAUAAACAUUAAUAUUUAAUUUCAUAUACUAAAGUUUAUUUAAAAAAAAUCAUUUGAAAUAUCCCCAGUUUGUUAGACUGGGUGUGUGUGUGCGGCUAUCAGAGGACGGUCAAUAAGUUUGCCUCCUCCUCUUCCUCCUCUUUUCUCCUUCCUCACUGCACCCAGUUCCACGCACCUAACGCUGGAGCGAAGCCUUUUUUUGUCUCUUUUUAGUACCACAAAAUUAGGGUGUGCCUUAAAAACACAGAGGAGCUUUGCACCAGCAGCAGCAGGUGAUCCAGGGACAAACCGAGCUGGGACGAAAUGGGAACACUGGAGUAAGUUAAGAAGAAGAAGAAGAAGAGGAGGAGGAGGAGGCGAGUGAAGCUGGUUUCUUUCCCACACGGAGGUGGAGGUCUUUGGAGGAGGGGGAGCUCAAUGCGACUGACUGGAUCAGGGGACCCUGCUGCACCGGGAGCCAUGAGCGGCAGCGGCAGCGGCGGGUCCGCUAACUUUCUGCUGGUGCCAAUCCCGGAGUACCCCCUGCUGGACUGUGUGCCCAACAAAACGGUGAAGAUUGUGGUGUUAGGAGCCAGCAACGUCGGCAAAACUGCACUCAUCGUCAGGUUCCUCACAAAGCGCUUCAUCGGCGACUAUGAAGCCAACACCGGGGCGCUCUACUCCAGAAAGGUCACACUGGACGGGGAGGAAGUGUCGCUCCAGAUCCAGGACACUCCCUGUGUGGCUCUACAGGAUGAUGCUGAGGGCCUCUACUGCCAGGAGCAGAUCAACAGGUCCAUCUACUGGGCUGACGGCUACGUGCUCGUCUUCUCCAUUACGGACCACAGCAGCUAUCGUACCAUCCAGCCUCUGUACCAGCACGUCAGACGCAUACACCCGUCUGGGAACAUUCCCGUCAUACUGAUUGGCAACAAGAGCGACCUGCUGAGGGCCCGACAAGUGCCUGCGGAUGAAGGCGAGACAUUAGCGUCCUCUCUUGGAGGCGUUUACUUCGAGGCCUCGGCCAGGGAGAACCAUGAGGGCGUCCAUGCUGCCUUCCUUCAUCUUUGUCAAGAGAUAUUCCGUGCGCUGGGGGGCGGCAACGGAGAGAAACGUAGAGGAGGACUCCACCUGGCCCGACCCAAGUCUCCCAACAUGCAGGAGCUGAAGAGGAGGUUCAGGCAGGUCCUUUCCUCCAAAGUCAAAUCAGCCACCACUCUCUGAUGCCUCAUGGACGCCAUCCAAGAAAAAGGAAAAAGGACCUAAAGAUUCCAUUAUGGAAUCAAAGCCAUUGACGGAAACUGACUUAUUGAGCACAAUCUCACAGACGGACACAUUUCUGGAAGCCAAGUUCUCCUCUGUGGGUUUUGGACGAAAGCUGUGGGUCGGUACCGCCACAUUCCUGGGCAACAAAGUUAACAUGUCACUCAAAGUCAGCUGGGCAGUCACAUGUCCACAUUGAGUGAGUUUUAUUUGGACUUCUGUGGAACAAAUGAAGAUUAUUAUUAGCUUUG
Molecule: messenger RNA, 2039 nt
Organism: Doryrhamphus excisus (bluestripe pipefish)
Lineage: Eukaryota; Metazoa; Chordata; Actinopteri; Syngnathiformes; Syngnathidae
Gene: rasl11a
Product: RAS-like, family 11, member A
Molecular function (GO): GTPase activity; GTP binding
Source: RefSeq, a predicted model, not a curated record